AUGGCGCUCGACGACGACGAUGGUGGCCUCUCAAGACUCCGGACGCCGCCAUCGACGCAGUUACAGCUAGCGGUGCAGCACAACCGAUACAGACAGCUCCUGCGCACGUUCCUCUCGUGGAAACGGCAUGCGCAGACGCAGCGUGAGCGACGAAAAAGAUGGAGACUUGCAAGCACAAAAAAUGGCAAGGGUUCUGCAAAAUAUUCCAAAGGGGUGGCACGGGUGCGUUCGCUGCUUGCAAUUCGACGUUGGAAAGGUUUUAUGAAGAUGAAGAAAGACCGAGAUGCUCUACAACAGCGAGCCUACUUCUUUCUGUAUUACUGGCUGCUCAAGCGUUCGUUGAACCAGCUCGGUCGCUAUACACUAGUCAAGAAACGAGACCGUCUGCUGACUGUCAAAAUCAUGAAAGCGAAUCGACACCGCAUACUGAUAAAAACAAUGCAAAACUGGCGACUGCGACUACAGCUGCUUCGAGUAUUUACGCUCUGGAAAAGUUAUGUGCGGCGGCGACAUCAACAGGCACUUCUGUACGGACCAAUUGCUGAGGCGCUGAAGCACAAGACGCACCAUCGUCUUCUCCUAUUCAUGUUUGCUAUUUGGGAGAAGAAACAUGCACAAACGCAAGCACAGCAUGCCCUUAUUCGUAUUGUUGACCGUCAUUUGUACCGGAAAAUAUGUGAAAGAGCGUGGAAAACGUGGAAAACCAAGGCACAUCAGCUUACUCAAGUGGAGUCUUGUCAGCGUCGCUAUCAAGAGCGAUCACUGCGGCGAGUAUGGAAUGCGUGGAGUACUCGAACACGAGAAAAAGAAUUGCGCGAACAGCAAAGACGUCGAGCCGUGCGUCACUAUUAUUUGGCACUUUUACGUAAGGGAUUCCAUGGAUUUCGAGCGUGGCAUGCUGAGCGACAACUUGCGUUAAACCGAGUAGAUACUAUGCAAGACGCAGCAGAUUUCAGGAUGCUGGCGCUAACUUUCUCACGUUGGGAUCACUAUACUAGCGAGAGAAAGCUGCAAGCGCACAAGAGUGAGCGCGCUACGCGUCAUUAUGACUCUCGGCUGCUAAAACACGUUUGGUCAAAAGGGUUUCAGCGCUUUUAUUCCAGAGCAUUGUCAAAGAAAAGAAUGCUGCGAGCGGCAAAGGAUCACAACUACACUCGAACAGUGAGGCGUAGCUUUGAUACAUGGAAGUAUUUGUGGCAAGCUGAGCGCAAUCGUGGCCAAGUUUUGGACAAGAAGGUGCGAGAAUUUUUGGGCGAAAAAGAACGAGUUAUCAAGGGGAAAUGCUUGGAGAACUGGUCAGAGUUUGCUCGCGCGAAAGCAGCCAGAAGGAUCGUAAAUGCUCAAGUCCGGGGCCAAGCACAGCGACGAACUCUGCAAAAGUAUUUGUCACAUUGGAUAACGUUUGUCUCUGUUCUACGGUGGAAGCAAAUAACUCAAGCACGAGCUGAACAGCACUACAAGUCGGUAAUCUGGAGGAAAUGUUUCGAACGGUGGCGACAAAAUGUAGCUCUGCGUCAGUGCUACCGUAAGAAGACGCGUAUGUCGCUGGUGCAUUGGAAAUUGACGCUGCAACGCAAAGCAUUUGACGGGUGGAAGCAGUAUUUAAAUCUCAAGAGGAUGAAGCAGCAUCGUAUCCAUGAAGCGCUUGAGUUUCGCCACGAGCAGUUUGUACGUCAAGGUUUGCGUCAUUGGAUGACAGCUGCUCUGUCUUUGCAAGAGCAGCGUGAACAGCAAGUGGCGCGUACUCAAGCAAGCAACACGACGCAUGUUUGGCGUAAGGUUGCAGCGAUAGCUCGACACUGGCGUUACCUCGCUAUUCGAAGGCGAGGUCUAAAGGAAAAGGGACAAUCUUUAGACAUGAGAGGUGCACCGCGACGAGUUCAAGAAGAGAUAUCUCCGCUAUCAGAAUUCGUAUUGCUGCCAAGGAACCGACCACAACCUCGAAGACCAGUCGAAGUUCUCUUGCCGUUAGAAGCAGAAAACUUACCAAGACCCGACGAGAACACGAACAUGCACGAAGCUCUACGAUGUGGCUUUGACUUUCCAGCUGAACCAUUUGUACCGCUAAACCUGCCGUCGAAAAAUGUGGUCGAGCCAGCCAAUUCUCUUCGAAAACGUCCAUCUAACGCUCCAGCGCCUGUGAGAGAGCACAGUGCACACCGAAAUCCAUCCCCUGCUCCCCCAAUAAUGCCACCAAGGGAUAAUAUUGAUGAUCUGGGUCUGCCGGAUACAACAGCAAGACAAUUAGACGUGUUGGAACGACGAUUAUUGACACUGAGUCAGAGAAAAAGAGAGUGGAAGGCUUCUCAGCAACAACUCGAGGCAUUACGUGAAGAAGCUGAGUCAAAUCCAAGUCUAAUGCCGAAUGUUCGGGCAAUGGAGGAGCAACACGCGAUUCGUACAAAGCGGUGGUUUCACACAAAAGAGCGAAUUCGUUCUCUAGCGUCCGAGAUCCAACACUUGAGAAGAGUUCUGCAGCGAUAG
Molecule: messenger RNA, 2484 nt
Organism: Phytophthora infestans T30-4
Lineage: Eukaryota; Oomycota; Peronosporomycetes; Peronosporales; Peronosporaceae
Exons: 3
Coding region: 1-2484 (827 amino acids)
Source: RefSeq, a predicted model, not a curated record